This is a messenger RNA of Aureobasidium melanogenum CBS 110374, 708 nucleotides long. Its product is annotated as acyl-CoA N-acyltransferase. Gene Ontology annotation, molecular function: protein N-terminal-serine acetyltransferase activity; protein-N-terminal-alanine acetyltransferase activity. The coding region runs from base 1 to 708 and encodes 235 amino acids. Lineage: Eukaryota; Fungi; Ascomycota; Dothideomycetes; Dothideales; Saccotheciaceae. The record is from RefSeq and is a predicted model, not a curated record. The transcript has a single exon.
AUGAGCAAUACACCCGAACGUCCACUGGGUGAAUUGGUCACAAACACAAAUCCAGCACCAUGGCCUUCAAAGGAGAUUACUAUGCAAGGCAAAUACGUUACUCUGGAGCCGAUAUCACCAAUUCAUGCUGAAGCACUCUUCCCACUCAUCGGGGGUACUGUAAAUCAAAGACUGUGGGACUACAUGCCCUACGACCCAUGCCCGAGUACAGUCUCAGCUCUCCAUGAAGAUAUGGUCAACAAAGCCGCUUCUAAAGACCCGACCUUCUACACCAUCCUCAAACAUGUCGGCGACAAGAAGGAAGCAGUAGGCUGGUGCUCCUACCUCCGUAUCGAACCCAAAAACCGUGUUAUUGAGGUUGGACAUUUGAUGUUUUCGUCAGCACUGCAAAAGUCCGUUGCUGCUACAGAGGCUAUGUACUUGAUGGCCAAGUAUGCGUUUGAGAUGGGCUAUCGUCGGUAUGAGUGGAAGUGCCAUAGUCUCAAUGCGCCAAGCAGGAGAGCAGCGGCGAGAUAUGGGUUUGUGGAGGAAGGCACUUUUAGACAGGCGCUGAUUGACAAGUAUGGAAGGAAUAGAGAUACCACUUGGUUUUCUAUGCUAGACUCGGAGUGGGACAACAGGAAGAAGGCUUUUGAGGCUUGGCUGGACGAGAGCAAUUUUGAUGAGCAGGGUAGGCAGAAGAAAAGGCUGGAAGAGUUUAGAGUAUGA